CAGCGACGGGAUUUUUCAGUCGGGAGGAGUGACGACAUUUUGUCAAUAAAUUAUUAAUUUCGUUCAAGGAAUUGUUAAAUUUUUGUAACUAGUAGUGUUAAAAGCCCCAAAAUGGGAGACAAUGAGCAAAAAGCGAUGCAGUUAAUUGCGGAGGCGGAGAAAAAGUUAAAUUCGUCGAAAUCGUUCCUCGGUUCAUUAUUCGGAGGAUCAUCCAAACUCGAAGAAGCCGUCGACUGCUACCUCAGGGCAGCAAAUCUCUUUAAGAUGGCCAAGAAAUGGCCGCAAGCAGGUCAGGCUUUCUGCACUGCUGCACAACUGCAUUUGAAGGCUGGUGUUCGUCAUGAUGCUGCAACUAACUUUGUCGAUGCCUCCAAUUGCUACAAAAAGAGUGAUCCUAAUGAGGCUGUCUCGUGUCUACUGAAAGCGAUUGAAAUCUACACUGACAUGGGUCGGUUUACUGUGGCUGCGAAACAGCAUCAGAACAUAGCGGAGUUAUACGAGACCGAGGUCGUGGAUAUAGCUCGUGCGAUGCAGCACUACGAGCAGGCGGCCGACUACUUCCGCGGCGAAGAGUCCACCUCCUCCGCCAACAAGUGCAUGCUGAAGCUGGCUCAGUAUGCUGCACAGCUGGAACACUACGACAAGGCCAUACAGAUAUACGAACAAAUAGCGAAGUCGUCGCUGGACAACAGCCUGCUGAAGUACAGCGCCAAGGAGUACAUGUUCCGCGCCGCGCUGUGCCACCUGUGCGUCGACCUGCUCAACGCGCAGCACGCGCUCGACAAGUACGGCGCGCUCUACCCCGCCUUCGCCGACACCCGGGAGUGCAAGCUCGUCAAGGAGCUGAUCGAGCACCUCGAAGACCAGAACAUAGACGCAUUUACCGAAGCGGUUAAAACUUACGACAGCAUAUCGCGCCUCGACCAAUGGUACACGACGAUGCUCGUGCGUAUUAAGAAACAAAUCAACGACAACCCGGACCUUCGUUGAAUCACAUUCAACUUACCACCCGUCUCGAGUGAGUUAUUUAUCUGUGGAUGGUAACGACAGUAUUAAUCUACAUAUUAGUUGUGUAUUCGUAAUAAUUUUUAUCUGUGGUCAAAAAUUUGGCUGAACAUUUUGUAGUGAGUACGUCUAAAUUUAUUAAAAAAAUAUAAUAGUGUCAUCUUCAUAUAGUGUAUAAAAAGUAGUUAAAUAUUUUCGAUUUGGAAAUAAAAACAAUGUAUUGAAAUUUUUAGUAUUCGAAUGUUACAACUUUUGAACGUUUUACAUUAUGCUAAUGUGUAGAUUAAAUGUUACAGAUCGCAUACCUGUGUUGGGAGCUAAUAAAUUAGAAUCAAUGCCUUUAGUUAGUUCAAAAUAUUAAAAAAAAAAAAAUGUUUUUCCUCAAAAAAUACUGCAUUUAGCAUAAGAUUUAAUUCAUAUUGAAAAUGUAAUAAAAUAAUAUUUCGACUUUAUACUUAAGUAAUAAGGUCGAUAUUUCAAGGGAUAUUACUCGUUUAGAAAAUUAGGCAUUGAAUAAUAUGAUACUAAUGGAAAAAGCUCAAAGUAUAGUAGAGACGGCGUGGAUAAUUAUUUUCUCUUAAAUCUUGUAGCAUAUUUAUUGCCUAUCCAUUAUAAUUGAUUGUAUAAGUUAGGUGACAUUACACCACCGGUCAGAGGAAUGAGCUCAAAAUCGAAGUAUACUUAAAUUUAUUUCCUAAGUAUGAGGAUAAAGAGGAUAGUAAGACUUUUAAUUUUUUAAGACAUUGUGUGUAACAAUUAAAACUUGACGAAAUUCUAUUACUCUAAAAUUACUUCAAAUUUGAUUUCUCAUAUCUUGUAUAUUUGAUUAUAUUUGAAAUAGAUUGAUUAUGAAUUUUUGAUCUGGUAAACUUUUUAUAAGAAAAAUGUAGCGCUUGCAACACUAAUAAAUUUAUUGUCAAAUGAUUCCUAUCUUGUUAUUUGUUAUUUAAAUUACGAAUAAAAAGAGCAAAUCGUGAAUGUUCGUAAAACAUCGAAAAUUUAAAAUUUAAAUAAAUUUAUGUUUGAUUAUGACGUAAUUUAAAUAACAUCACGUCUGUUGGUUCCUUUGACCGAUGAUGCGAUAAAUCUUAGUAUCGAUAGUUAAGUAGUGAUUAAGUCGAGAAGUUUUUCUAAGAUUCGUGUUAUAAGCGAUGCACCGCAAACUAUUCCAUAUAUAUAAGUACAUUAGAUGAUAAAUUGCAAUGCUAGUUACAAAUAUUUACCGAUUUAAAACAUUUUAAACGCAAUGGAAGUUACGGAUUUAAAUAGCUGAAGUAUUUACUAAUAAGUGUUGCUACACUGAAAAAUUAAAGCUUUAUAGUUGGAAUUUUAUAAGACAUAUGCAGUUUUUUUUUUUAAUUAAUACGGUAGGCAGUUUGGAAGAAUGUUUCUGAUAUGAUAAUCAAUACUAUAUUAUUAUAAAAAAUGCCUGAGGAUAUUUAAGCUUCGUGCAUAUCCUGAAAAGAUUUAAAAGAUAUUAUGCACGUUUAAGAAAUGACUUAAUAUUACAAAUAUUUCAUUUGGUAAUUACAAUGUUUACUAUUAACGAGGUACCUUGUAGCUCUAACUAGGAUUGUUAAAUACAUUUGUGGCCUAGUCUCAUGUGUACGUCUUUGUAUGAUUCAUUUGGUAUUUAUAUUUUGUUGUUGUAAAUAUGUAUGUUAAUUUUUAUUAUUAAAUACGAGUUUCGUUAUUAAUAAAAUAUUUUUUUUGUUUA
Molecule: messenger RNA, 2722 nt
Organism: Vanessa atalanta (red admiral)
Lineage: Eukaryota; Metazoa; Arthropoda; Insecta; Lepidoptera; Nymphalidae
Gene: alphaSnap
Product: alpha-soluble NSF attachment protein
Exons: 6
Coding region: 112-990 (292 amino acids)
Biological process (GO): SNARE complex disassembly; intracellular protein transport
Cellular component (GO): SNARE complex; vacuolar membrane
Molecular function (GO): soluble NSF attachment protein activity; syntaxin binding
Source: RefSeq, a predicted model, not a curated record